Molecule: messenger RNA, 4283 nt
Organism: Falco peregrinus (peregrine falcon)
Lineage: Eukaryota; Metazoa; Chordata; Aves; Falconiformes; Falconidae
Gene: PDXDC1
Product: pyridoxal dependent decarboxylase domain containing 1
Exons: 23
Coding region: 300-2672 (790 amino acids)
Biological process (GO): carboxylic acid metabolic process
Cellular component (GO): intracellular membrane-bounded organelle
Molecular function (GO): pyridoxal phosphate binding; carbon-carbon lyase activity
Source: RefSeq, a predicted model, not a curated record
GUCGUGCUCCGGGACUGUUCCACCAGCCGGAGCGGGGCGGGGGGGAAGCGGCAGCGGGCGGCGUGCCGGGCAGAAAGAGCGGGCUGCGCUCCCCCCAGCCCCUGCUGCCGCGGCCUGCCGCAGCCCCGCAUCCUCCCCGCCCGUCCGCCGCGGUGGUGCGGGCCUGCCGCCGUUCCCUAGGUGAGCGCGUUCCCGCCCCUCCCGCCGCGGCCUCGUCAGCGCUGCCAGCGUGGAGCCGGCCGCGGCUGAGGCGGAAGUGCCCGGCGGGGCGGCGGCGCGCACCGGGGACCCCGCGGGCUAUGGACGCCUCUCUGGAGAAGAUGGUCGACCCUACUCUAGCAGAAAUGGGAAAGAAUCUGAACGAAGCAAUGAAGAUGCUAGAAGACAAUCAAAGAAAAGUGGAGGAAGAAAAUGAAAAGAAGUAUGCACGGAAGGAUAUUCCUGGACCACUCCAAGGCAGUGGCCAGGAUAUGGUGAGCAUACUUCAGUUAGUUCAGAACCUAAUGCAUGGAGAAGAGGAAGAGGAAACUUCACAGGCCUACCGACUUCAAAACGUUGGUGAACAGGGUCACAUGGCUCUACUGGGACAUAGUUUGGCUGCUUAUAUAUCAGUGCUGGACAGGGAAAGACUGAGAAAACUUACAACAAGGAUACUUUCUGAUACUACUCUUUGGCUCUGCCGGCUUUUCAGGUAUGAAAAUGGAUCAGCAUAUUACCAUGAAGAUGAUCGUGAAGGUCUCCUAAAAAUCUGUCGACUGGUUAUUCACACACGCUAUGAAGAUUAUACAAUAGAAGGAUUUAACGUGCUAUAUGCUAAGCAGCCUGUCAUAUACAUUAGUUCUGCAGCUAGAACAGGCUUGGGCCAAGCUCUCUGCAAUCAGCUAGGGUUACCCCUUUCUUGCAUGUGCCGUGUGCCUUGUAACACUAUGUUUGGAUCUCAACACCAAAUGGAUGUUGCUUUGUUGGACAGAGUGAUUAAAGAUGAUGUUGAGUCUGGAAAACUGCCUUUGUUGCUUGUGGCCAAUGCUGGGACACCAGGUGCCGGGCACACAGAUAAACUUGGCCGACUGAAGGAGCUUUGUGAGCAGUAUAAUAUGUGGCUCCAUGUAGAAGGUGUGAAUUUGGCAACUUUGGCUUUGGGUUAUGUCUCCUCUUCUGUACUGGCUGCUACAAAAUGUGACAGCAUGACUCUUACUCUGGGUUCCUGGCUGGGUCUCCCAGCUGUACCUGCAGUGACACUCUACAGACAUGAGGAUCCAUCUUUGUCCUUAGCAGCUGGGCUGACAUCGAGUCAGCCCGUGGAGAAGCUCCGUGCCCUGCCACUGUGGCUGUCCCUGCAGUACCUGGGCCAUGAUGGGAUCGUGGAGAGGAUAAAGCGUGCCUCACAACUAAGUCAAAGGUUGCUGGAAAACUUGAAAAACCUGGAUUUCAUUAAAACUUCGGUUGAAGAUGAACUGAGUUCACCAGUGGUGGUUUUCAAGUUCUUCCGGGAAUAUUCAGCUAGAGAUCAAACUUCACAUGCUGCACAGGCCUCAACUAUUCAGCACCCCAUAAUAAGCAACGAAAGACACAUUUACGACACUUUCAAUCAGUGGCUAGGAGAGCAGUUGGCACAGCUGGUUCCUGCCAGUGGAGUUGAUGUGGUAGAACUGGAAGAUGAAGGCACAUGUGUGCGUUUUAGCCCACUAAUGACAUCUGCAGUUUUAGGAACUGAAAUACAAGAUAUUGAUCAGUUAGUAGACUGCUUGAAAAUGAAGAUACCAGUGUUGACAAGUACACUGCAACUGAGAGAGGAGUUUGAGCAAGAAGUGAGAAGAACAGUAGGCCUGCUGUAUAUUGAAGAUCUUAGCUGGCCAGGAUUAGGUGUUGUAAGAUACAGCUAUCACAGUGAUGGGAAGAACGAUGACAAACAAGAAAAAGAACUAGAAAAAAUCAAUACAGAACUACUGAAAAAAUUAAAUGAACUGGAGUCGGAUCUCACUUUUUCUUUGGGUCCGGAGUUCGGAGGGCAGAAGAACUGUGUUUAUAUUGGCAUGGUAACUGAGGAUCUGGACGUGGCAGAGUUAGUUGAAACUAUUGCAGCAACGGGCAGAGAAAUUGAAGAAAAUUCAAGACUGUUGGAAAACAUGACUGAAGUUGUUAGGAAAGGGAUCCAGGAAGCACAGCUUCAGCUUCAGAAGGCAAAUGAAGAACGACUUCUGGAAGAGGGACUGCUGCGACAAAUACCUGUAGUAGGCUCUGUGCUGAACUGGUUCUCUCCAUUCCAAGCGUCGCCAAAAGGAAGAACAUUUAAUUUAACGGCAGGCUCUCUCGAAUCCACAGAAUCUACUUAUGUAUCAAAAGCCCAAGGAACUGGCACUACUCCACCACCAACUCCUACUUCCAGCCUUGCGAAGCAAAGGCUUCCUGGACAGAAAAUUUUUAAAAGGUCUCUAAGAAGUUCUGAUGCGUUCAGUGAGACCAGUUCAGUCAGCCACUGCGAUGACCUGGAGAAGGUGGAUCAGAGACCCCCAGCUCAACCCCCUGGCCAAGAGCAAGGAUCCUUGGAGAUGGAAAAACCAGAGGAGCAGAAGGUGGUGGCACAGGUAACCAAGACAGAUGCUGAGGAUGUUCCAACUGACACAUCGCCACAUGACUGCAUGAAGGCAGAGGAACAUGGAAGUCAAAGAUAAAGUCCAGACUGUGCGUUUCAGACUCUGCAGAGGACGCCCAUGCCCGGGUAGUAAUGAUACAUUUCAGAUGUGAAGAGUGCCACACACUACAGUACUAACUACUGUAACUUAUUAACUGGGAUUUUGCACAAAUAUAAAUUCCCCCUCCAUGGGACAGAGAUUUGUCUUAUUGUACACUUGUUAAUCCUCUACAUGUCGGUGUCACCAAAGUACUAAUGAAAUUUAUUAAGUGCUCAUAAACAUUUAUAAAAACAUUUGGCAGUUAUCCUUCCUCUAGGAAGCUAAGCAUGGACACACAAUUAAUACAGCUUCACCCAGUAAUAGUAAAAUGACCUUAUUUUAUGUUAAUACACUUCAAAGUAAUCUGCCAAUUGUUCACCUUUUGAACAUUUAAAUUCAGUUUAGCCUCUCCAGCAAAACAUCUCCUGAACGCACGCUAGCUCCAUUUUGCUCCUUUUUUUUAACCUUAUAAAUAACAUUGCCAAGCAGUCGCGGUGCGGCGAGUGUUAGGGUAUGUAUAUAGGAGUCACUGAGUAGUGUUUUGCCAUGAACUCGCCUUUCCUGCUGUUGUAUGACUUGACCCAUCCAGCUAAGGCCCCAGGGACACUGGUGACCGAGUUAAUGAGCGUUAAGGCUUUUAGAGAGGAACAGUGCCUCUGCAUGCUGCAACGGCUUCUUGCUUCUGCCGCCAGAAAGCAUCACCAAUGCACCAUCAUUUUCCUUUGCACGGCCUUUAUAAACCAAAUACGAUCGAACACAUCUAUGUAGUGUAACUGGAGUUCUUUGUUGUGUAUUUUUAAAGAUAGUUUUAGUAAAGCUUGAAAAACCAAUACAUUUGUAAUGGUUUCAACACUUAUUUUUUCAAUAAUGGUAACUUACCUAUGGUAGGAAUUGUACAGACUCAACAAAGUUAUAUAGGUUACUUACACUACAGCACAACUUCUUAGUGUCUAGGACUACUUAAUGCACAAGCAAAGCUUUGGGUAAAUCAAAAGCUGAGGUGUAAAACCUUUGUCCCCCCCUUUCCCCCUCCCAAAUGUUGCUGCAACCUUCCAGAGCCUCUUUGAGAAAGGAGAUCUUUGCCAAAGCUUGCUUUCCCAAGGGAGCUGCUGAGGAAAACGGUCCCAUCUCUACAGAACUGGAUGCAAGUAACUGUAGUUUGCUUUGCUUUGUGUUCUGAUGAGUGUUUUUCCUUCCCCCCACAAAAGGUAAACACACCAUCAUGGCUGUAGUGGUAGCAGGGCUGACUUUGAUGAUCUGAAGAAUUUGGGGUUUUUGAAUUGUUCUGUCACCUGAUUUGACUCUGAGCUUCUAGACGCUGGGGGCUGGGAUGCCGUGAAUCAAGUUAAUUUUGCUGUUGGGGUAACUUAUGUAAAUCAGAGUGCAAUUUUUCUAAAGUGCAAAAACAAUUAAGUUGACUAGUCUUCCUCCUUGGUUUCUUGGUGCAAUGAAGUAUGUUAAUAAGAGUAAUUUGUUGGCGAUAAAAUUAUCGCCACAAGGAUUAGUUUUUAAUGUUUUUAUAUUUGGAAGUGUUUAAACCAGUAGUUUUGUUGGAAUGAGCUUCAUUCUUUAGAUACUCUCUGAAUGUUUCAAUAAAGAUUCUUCAAAUUA